Messenger RNA from Anguilla anguilla (European eel), 1738 nucleotides. RefSeq names its product E3 ubiquitin-protein ligase RNF126-like. The coding region runs from base 20 to 964 and encodes 314 amino acids. Lineage: Eukaryota; Metazoa; Chordata; Actinopteri; Anguilliformes; Anguillidae. Gene Ontology annotation, cellular component: nucleoplasm; cytoplasm. The record is from RefSeq and is a predicted model, not a curated record. Gene Ontology annotation, biological process: ubiquitin-dependent protein catabolic process; protein ubiquitination; positive regulation of DNA-templated transcription. The transcript is spliced from 9 exons. Gene Ontology annotation, molecular function: ubiquitin protein ligase activity.
CUCGCAAUUGAAUCAGAAGAUGGCGGAAGCUCCCCCACGACUCAGCCGGUUUUUCUGUCACCGAUGUUCUGCAGAGAUUAGCCCUCUACUCCCGGAUUACACCUGUCCCCGGUGCCAGUCUGGAUUCAUAGAGGAGCUUCUGGAGAGCAGAAGCGCUGAAAAUGAAGCCACACCCACCCCCUCCACGAGCAGCAGUCAGAGCCGUCAGCCAUUUGAGAGCUUGGAGCAGCACCUCUUCGCGUUCCCCCCCGGGUACGGCCAGUUCGCUCUGGGCGUCUUCGACGAGGGCUUCGACUUCGGCGUGCCGCCGGAGGACAACCGCGAGGCGGAGGCCCGGCGGGAGCGGGAGCAGGCGUACCGCCAACGCUACGGCGCUAGGCAACCACGGGGCCGCCACGCCCCCCGGCGGCCGGCCGGGAGGCACGAUGGCGUGCCCACGCUGGAGGGAAUCAUCCAGCAGCUGGUGAACGGCAUCAUCGCGCCCACGGCCAUGGCCAACAUCGGCGUCGGGCCCUGGGGGAUGCUGCACUCGAACCCCAUGGACUACGCCUGGGGGGCCAACGGGCUGGACGCCAUUAUUACGCAGUUGUUGAAUCAGUUUGAGAACACUGGACCCCCACCUGCAGACAAGGAGAAGAUCAAAAGCCUUCCCACAGUGCAGAUCACAGAAGAGCACGUAGGCUCUGCCCUGGAGUGCCCUGUGUGUAAGGAAGACUACGGUGUGGGAGAGAGCGUCAGGCAGCUGCCCUGUAAUCACCUGUUCCAUAACGACUGCAUAGUGCCCUGGCUGGAACAGCACGACACGUGUCCGGUGUGCAGGAAGAGCCUGAGCGGCCUGAACACAGCCACCGACCCCCCCGGCCUCUCGGGGAUGAGCUUCACCGCCCCUUCGUCCUCUUCCUCCUCCUCCUCCUCCUCUCCCGCCAGCUCACCCAGCAACGAGAACACCGCCAAAAACUCGUAAUUGACUUGCCCCCCCCCCCCCCCCCCCCCCGGCUCCUUCCUCGGCACCAAGGCACUGCUGCCCCCAUCACGGCACCGCCCCCUGUUAGGGCCCCGCCCCCUGCCGUAGCCCCGCCCCCCUGCCACGGCUCCGCCCCAUUCCACAGCACCGCCUCCUCGCACCUCAGUGUGCACUUCCGGGGCCCUGGCCCAAACGCGCGAGCCGGGGGCUGGCGUGACGUAGACCACCGGGGCGUGUUCCCUGCACCCCCCCCUUACCCUUUAAACCACCCCCCCCCCCUUCCAAAAGCAGCUAGUGACCAUUUCUACAUAUGCGUGGAAUUUGACCUCUGACCUCCUACCCAUGGGCUGACACUAGCUAGGGGAGAUUGGGGACAGUGGGGAGGGGGGGGGGGGGGGAGCGGGCUGAGGAACUUCAGACAGAACCAGCCAAUCAGGACAUGGGAUUGGCUGCGUCUGACAUGGGAGGGACUAAUGAAAUAAGGCCGCAUAAAUACCGUAAACAACACUGAACCAGCCCUGCCCUGCACUGAGGGAGUAGUUCUGUGUGUGUGUGUGUGUGUGUGUUUGUUCAGGGACUGGGGAGGGGCACUCGAUUUGCACACACACACACACACGCACACAUACACACACAUUUUUCUUUUCCUUUUUAAUUUUUAACUCUCCAUUAGCAACACAGCUGUUUGCGAAGGGGAAGCAUAUUUGUACAUAGUCUACGUGUUGAUGUUUUUUCAGUUGCUGUUCAUCAAUACAGCCAAAGGAUCAAAGAAUAUCC